Messenger RNA from Patella vulgata (common limpet), 3598 nucleotides. RefSeq lists its product as uncharacterized. The record is from RefSeq and is a predicted model, not a curated record. Bases 258 to 2783 code for a protein of 841 amino acids. Lineage: Eukaryota; Metazoa; Mollusca; Gastropoda; Patellidae. The transcript is spliced from 2 exons.
CAGAAUUUUAUAAAUCAAAGGCAAGGAUAUGCGUCGGCUUUGCUUAAAAUAGACAUAUUGUUUCAAAACAUGUUAGUAGAAAAGUCGAUAGCCGAGAUGGGAUGUAACCAUGGAGAAUCAAUCAAUAUUUAAUAAUCAACAUCAACACUCUUGUUACAGCUUUCUCAUCGACACCAUCCAGCACUGAAGAGUCAGCCGCCAUAUAAGCUGUUCCAUUGUUGGUUACUAAUCACGGAACGGACGACUGUGAAAUUAAAAUGGUUGAUAUGUUUUGGAAAGCUGUAUUCAUAUUCGGCAUAUGUGUGCUCCUGCCAAUAGUAAAGGGAGAUAACUGUACAGCUGAUCUGAAUUCCAUCAUAGAUGCAGCACUGGUGGACAAUAAAAGAAUAAUCCAACUGGAUCUACAGAAUUCAACCGACACCAGAAGUGAUUGUCCAUUAUUUAAACCUACGAGAUGGUUUCUGGUCCGUGGCGACAGAUCAAAUCGUUUGCUUCUGUUGAUAUAUUAUUACUAUAACUUCUUUGAAUCGUUUAUCCCAUUAACAAAAAACAAAACCAUAACCAUCGGAAAUAAGACACAUUCUGAUACAGAACAAUGUUUAUUACAAUCAGUUGUAGGGACAGAUUUCAAUGAGGUGUGUUCAAUGUUUAUUAAAAACGAACUAGGUUUUGGAAUAUUAGUUUAUCACUGUUGUAAACUGAAUGAAAAUUGUGUUGAUAUAGUGGAAGAUGCGGCGGUUUGGAUCUUGCGACUCUUUUUCCUCCUGGUCACAAUAUUUCUCUUUCUUUAUUUUCCCAAAUUCCUACCUCAAAAAUAUGCACGUCCCAUAUUCAGGUUUAACCUCAUUCCACCGAUGAUUCUGAAAAUUGUUAAAACGAAAACCCCUGAUAAAUAUAACAUAAAAGGUACCCGCGUCCCAUCCGUCAUUUUUGAUCAAAUGAGGGAUCUAACCAGAAGUAUGAAGAAUGCAGCUAUAGUAAGAGAUACUAUUUAUGAAGUCAAGAUAAAAGCUAUAGAUCUAUUAAUUCAUCGAGUAGAUAUUUUAUCAGAAAGUGAUCAGGCUAUUAGUCUGACAAAACUAUUAUAUGAUAUGAUUAUUCGAUGUAAAAUCCGCCGAGUUAAACCUAUCAAGCAAUGUCUGGAUACCCCAAUUUGUGGCUGUUUGACGAAAUCAAGUAAACCAAUUCGUCUCAUGUCCUGUGUGAAUAUACUUAACACUACAUUCAUCUAUACUGUGCUCGCUCUUCCAGCCAUCCCAUUCUUCUACUUGAUGUCAGCGGACGGCCUGGAAUAUCAAGACUUAGGACAACAAAUAGAAUCCUGUGGUCUACGUCAGACAUCUAGUUUUUAUAUAGGAACCGAGGCAGGUAAAGUCAUAACAGCCAUUUUAUGCUUGUUGUAUGCAGUGUAUGUACUUAUAGCUAUAAUGUCCAACAGUAUUCACGAAGAAAUGGCAGACCUCAUGACUGACUCCAUUAAUUCAUCACAUAAAAAACACAAACCACUUUCUAUGAGAGUUUUGGAACUUUUGAGGAAACCUUUCACUAAAUGUGGUACAUUUUUCGUCCCUUUCUUUAUAAUAGGGCUCCUCCUCAGCCCUUUAAUUCUCCUGGUUUUCGCCAUUUUUGCGUCCCCUGUUAUGCGGAUGCUGAUUCGCCGAUGUAAGAAACUAUGUUGUUCGGAAGGUUUUAAAUUUUACUCCAAUCCGAUUACUUGUGGACCAAAAUUAUCGUUGUUUUUAUGUCUGACUUUAUUAUCAGUGUUUGUUAUUUUAACAAUAGGAUUUAACUUUCUACUACAUGCUGUGUGUAUGGGUAUCAUCAAUAUCUUGAUUAACUUAAGUGAUGCAAUGAGCAUUGUGUCGUUAUGUAUACUCAUUGGGAUUUAUGUCCGGGACACUUCUAACAGCCUAACUGGAAAGUAUGAUACUUAUCACAAGUCUCUGUUGCCGGCUGUCACCGCUGUUAAAAAGGAAUCCGUGUUAGCAGAGUCAAGAAAAAGAUAUGAAGACCAAACUAACAUGGCGUUUCAGCAUACAGCCGCAGAUUUUGUUGACGACAAUUCCAUAGAGAACGGACUCGUUGAUGAAAGUCCCCAAGCAAUAUGGGAUGUUAAAAAUGGUUAUCUACGCAUGUGCAUAAAGGGAAUUGUAUUAUUUUUAGAUAGAAAUGAUAUACCGUAUAUACCACACGCGUUCUUUCGUGAAAUGACGAAAGUAAAUUGCCCCGGAUGUCCCGGAACUAUAAGAUCUUCUAUAAUCGAUGCCCUAAAGGAUUUAGGAAGGAUUGUGCUAUUUUUAUUUUUUCUAUUUAUUCUACUAUUGGCGUAUGGAGACACACUAUACGUAUCACCCACUAGUAAAUUAUUUGCUACCAUUGCAACGGGUCUCAUUCCACUUCUUCUCCGUUCUUUCUUUUUCACAAAACCGCCAAUUCCUUCACUGGAUUCCUCUAACGUCAGAUUUCAGAAUAUUUUCCGAGACAAAGUUCUGAAAUUUAUGAUGAGAUGGCCAGUUGUUGACGCAGAAUUAGAAUUUACGACAAAUUGUAAUGUGAAUUUACCGCAAGCUGAAGUUGAUUUAGUAUUUGAUGAUGACGUCACUCAUGACGACAUAGACUGCGGUGACUCUAACGAUGGUUUUGUUCCUGAUGAAGAAAGAGAACCGGAAGAAGAAGACGACAUAGGUGGGGGAAAAGAAGGAGAAAUAACUGAAGGAACAAAUGCAGAAAUACAAGUAAAACCAAAAGAAAGACAAUUGGGCGAUAAAGAAACUCCUUUCUGAUGUAUAAAAUUGACUUUAAUAUAAAAUCGUUCUCUUACUACCACUUACAUCAUUCGGAUCCUGGCGACUGGUUGUUUAUGUAAUCUCAGCACUGAUUUAAUUGUAGAAGGACCUCUCAUGCCAAAAGAAGUACCGCGCCAGUGAUAAAUUGUAGUCCAGAAUGACGCUUGUUGCACCUCAAGUCAUUAAAGUGUGUCCAUUUACUGCAAAUUGAAGCUUUAGAUUGCUUCAGACCCGAGAAAAAUGUUAGGAUAUGUCACAUUGAAGGGCGUACCCAUGGCGGCUCCAUGUGUAUAAUUUACCAAUGAAUUCCAAUUUAUUUUGAAGAAAUUGUUCAUUUACUGUGAAUUGAAAGGACUGAUCACAGAGAGUCGGGCGGGCACCUGUCAUACACCUGAACCUGCUCAACUAAUUAUUUCACCAGAAUUUACCUGGUAUAGAAGUGAAUAACAACAGUUAGCAUACUGAAUCUCAUCGCUCACUUUCACGUAAUUUUCAUGUCGCUUUACUCUUUCUAUUUAAUUUUGUAACAAUUGAUUUUGAAAGAUUUAAUUUCAAGUUAUAUGUAUAUGGGAUCCAACUUUGUUAAAAUAAUGACCAGUGUCAUCUCUAUUUUAAAAUAAUGACCAAUGUCAUCUCUAUUUUAAAAUAAUGACCGGUGUCAUCUCUAUAUAUUUGAUAUAAUCACUUUUAAAGCCUUAUAAACGUCUAAACAUCCUCGAUUGUAUAAUAAUUUGAUAUAAUCACUUUUAAAGUGUUAUAAACUUCUCUACAUCCUCAAUUUUAUAAUAAUUUGUGAUAACUGUAUAACUUCA